Equus caballus (horse) is the source of this 1025-nucleotide messenger RNA. RefSeq names its product transmembrane protein 88 (gene TMEM88). Gene Ontology annotation, biological process: negative regulation of canonical Wnt signaling pathway. Gene Ontology annotation, cellular component: plasma membrane. Gene Ontology annotation, molecular function: PDZ domain binding. NCBI's taxonomy places the organism in Eukaryota, Metazoa, Chordata, Mammalia, Perissodactyla, Equidae. The record is from RefSeq and is a predicted model, not a curated record.
GCUCUGGUCCGCUCCACGGUAUGGGGGGUGCCUAAUCCUGGAGCCGCAUUCCAGGAUAAGGGGGGUGGGGAGAGGCUGCGCCGGGGGAGGGGCAGGAAAGAGGGCUAUAAGGGCCGCGGCCCAGACGGCCUGGGCGGGCGGGAGCUAGGCGGGUCAUGGCGGAUGUCCCGGGGGCGAUGCGACCGGUUCCCGGCGGCGGCCCAGAGCCCCGGGACCCCUUGGACUGCUGGGCCUGCGCUGUGCUGGUCACGGCCCAGAAUCUGCUGGUGGCUGCCUUCAAUCUUCUCCUGCUGGCGCUGGUGCUGGGGACCAUCCUGCUACCCGCUGUGACCAUGCUAGGCUUCGGUUUCCUCUGUCACUCCCAGUUCCUGCGCUCCCAGGCUCCCCCUUGCACCGCGCACCUGCGGGACCCGGGCUUCACGGCCCUGCUGGUCACCGGAUUCCUGCUCCUCGUGCCGCUGCUCGUGCUUGCCCUGGCCAGCUACCGCCGCCUCUGCCUGCGCCUCCGCCUGGGCGAUUGCCUCGUGCCCUACAGCCGAGCCCUCUACAGGCGCCGGCGCGCCCCGCAGCAGCCGCGGCAAACCCGGGCCUCACCAGGGUCCCAGGCCGUCCCCACAUCAGGAAAGGUCUGGGUCUGAUCUGAGGACUCUCAAGUCAAGAACAACCCUGACCACUGCCCUCUCUCGCUGUUGGCACAAGGACUUGAAGCCCGGGGGUCUCCAGACUUACCCUGCCCCCACUCCUGCCUAAGCCGAGUCCUAGCGACCCCUUGGGGAGCAGCAUCUGUGGACCCAAUGCUGGUGAAAAUUUGCCACACCCUAGAAAACCUACUUUCUUCUCACUACCCAUAUCUAAAUCCUGAACAUCUGGGCUGGACCCUGCAUACCCUCUGCUCUCCUUGUGAACAGGACAACGGAACCUCGUGUUCUCCUUUUCCGGUGCGGCUCCUCUAGUAUUUACGGGCUGCGGGGCGAGGUUGGAGGGAAAGGAGUCAUCCCACAUCAAUAAAGAAUUAACGAACUGAA